AUGACAGAGACUAAACGCUCGAGGACCGACGCCAUUGGUGCAAUUGGCGCUCCGAAGAAACAGAAAACGUUAACGGACUUUGUACGUAGACAAAAAAGUACUGCUAAAGCUCAUGAUGCCACAUCUCCAGAUACCAAGCCAUCAGCAGUGGAAGAGGAGAGUAUCAAGAGUAGCGGUGAGGCUAAGGAAGAAGCGGGCGGCAAAAAAAGUGUCAAAGAACAGUUUCGUGCUAAAUUGUCUGAUCGCGAGGUUGAAUUGUUACAACUGGAACUAGAUACACUUGACGAGGCGUGGUUUGCCAAACUGGAGUCCGAAUUUCGCAAGAGCUAUUUUCUGAAACUCAAGGAAUUCGUUUGUGAACAGCAGAGGAAUUUCACUGUAUUCCCACCUAGUGCGGACAUUUAUUCGUGGAGCAGACUUUCACCAUUCGAUCAAGUUCGUGUGGUAAUCAUAGGACAAGACCCAUACCACAAUCACAACCAAGCCCAUGGAAUGGCUUUCAGUGUGCGGUCGCCCGUCCCGGCACCGCCUUCGCUCAAAAACAUCUACAAGGAACUCCGCGAGAAUAACUAUGCCGAUUUCGUGGUUGACGGAAAAGUUGGAGAUCUGACUCAUUGGGCAGAGCAGGGUGUGCUUCUCCUGAAUACAUGUCUCACGGUCAAGGCACACAGGGGAUCUCUCACUCUAAGAGAGGAUGGGAACAAUUCACCAAACGUGUGGUUCAACUUAUAAUUGAAGACCGCAAACAAUCCCAGCAGCCUCUGGUAUUCCUUCUCUGGGGAAACAACGCAUCCAAUCUCGUCAAGGGUCUGCUUGGCAACGUUCCUGAUAAUUUUUUGGUGCUAAGUUCGGUUCACCCGUCACCUCUUUCUGCCAGUAGAGGUUUUUUUGGUAACAAACACUUCAAAAUGAUAAACGACUGGCUUUACGCCAAGAACUACAACAUGAUAGACUGGAGUGUGGUCCUAGGAAGCUCUAUCAAGGAGAUUGAGAAUAAGAAUCUGGUUCUGGACCUGUAG
Lachancea sp. 'fantastica' is the source of this 1019-nucleotide messenger RNA. The record is from the annotation of a GenBank genome assembly. Lineage: Eukaryota; Fungi; Ascomycota; Saccharomycetes; Saccharomycetales; Saccharomycetaceae.